This is a messenger RNA of Triplophysa dalaica, 1117 nucleotides long. Its product is annotated as C-X-C motif chemokine 10-like. The coding region runs from base 64 to 387 and encodes 107 amino acids. The record is from RefSeq and is a predicted model, not a curated record. Gene Ontology annotation, cellular component: extracellular region. Gene Ontology annotation, biological process: chemokine-mediated signaling pathway; cellular response to lipopolysaccharide; antimicrobial humoral immune response mediated by antimicrobial peptide. The transcript has 4 exons. Lineage: Eukaryota; Metazoa; Chordata; Actinopteri; Cypriniformes; Nemacheilidae. Gene Ontology annotation, molecular function: chemokine activity; CXCR chemokine receptor binding.
GUGGAUGAGUGAGCUACUUGAUACGAAAGACACUAGCAUUACCCUGCAUAAAAUUGCAUCAAUAUGAAAACAUUCACUGUAGUAGCCCUGACUUUCCUGAUCUGCAUGAUGGUGUUCUGUACAACAGAAGGUAGACCACAACUUCGAUGCCAGUGUAUUAGAACAUAUUCAGGAAAUCCCAUUUCUAUCAAAAGAGUAGAUUCAAUAAAGAUAUUUCCUGCUGGUCCGCAUUGCAAAAAUGAGGAGAUCAUAGCCACAAUGAAGAAAAAACAUAGCACAACCUGUCUGAAUCCCAGUGAUGCCUGGGUGAAAUCUCUCAUUGAAGAAUUGAACAAGAAAUCAAACAGUAUAAAGGCAGCAAGAAUCGAAAAACAUCUUGCUUACUAAAGAACACAAAGAGGACUCUGACUAGAAGUACAGCUGAUGUUUGUUUGAAGGAAUUUAUUGUGUUUAUUUGACACCAUAACAGUACAAAUGUUUAGGGUCACUUAUUCAUCCCUCUUAUUCACCAAAAUAUCUUGGUUUUGUAUUUAAAGAAAUGUAUUUAUUGGCAGAAUUCUAUUUGUCUCUACAUGACUAAUUUCAAACUUUCAGACCUGUUCCUUUCGAUCAAAAUGUUUUAUAGCACCAUAAAACAUUUAAGUCAACUGACCCUUAACAUUUGAUAUGUUUGUUUGAGAUUUUCAUUUUAUUUAUUUGUAAUGUAGGUUGAUAACUAAAAUGUAUAUAUAAUAUUAUUUUGCUCUCAAAUGUUUAACAAAAUAAAAUGUGAUUUUCAUGAAUGAACGAGGCGCUUUAUUGUGUAUUGCUGUUUACUUAAAGUGCUUUACAAUCAUAUGAGGGGGGUCUCUCCUCAACCAACCACCACCAGUGUGCAGCAUCCACUUGGAAGAUGUGACGGCAGCCACAGUACAAAUGCGCCAGUGUUCUCACCACAAACCAGCUGUACGUGGAGAGGAGAGAGAUAUAGAGCCAAUUCAGAGGGUGGGAAUUAUUAGGAGGCCAUGAUUGACAAGGGCCAGUAGAGGGAAUCUGGCCAGGACACUGGGGUUACACCCCUACUCUUUACGAGAUGUGCCAUGGGAUCUUUAAUGACCACAGGGAGUCAAGAUCUCAG